UUGUCUUGAGGGUAUGUAGGCCAUGUACGUAUACGUACGCCAGAUCGAUCGAUCUUUGCAGCACUAAUCUAUGUAUCAUCGAUCUUAUCUUGAAGGUCUGCAGUUAGUGUUAUAUAUUCUAGUGCAACAAGUAAGUAAUAAAAUUAGCAGUGGCAUUAACUCGAUCGAUGAUGGCUAAACUGAUCCUUCCAAAGGACUGCCCUAUAAAUCAAUAGUGAGAGAGAGAGGUCAUAAUUAAGCAGAACAGUAGCAAUUAGUAAGACAGUAGCUUGUGGUAGAGCUUGUAAAGUGUGUAGUGUACGUAGAUAGCAAUAUAAUGGCUGCAUCAGUGAAGAUGGCCGGCGUGGCGUGCGUGUUGGUGGUGGGCGUGCUGUGGCUGAGCGCCGGGCAGUCGGCGGCGUGCGACGGGCACCCAUGCCCGACGCCGGCGGGGAAGUGCCCGAUAAACACGGUGAAGCUGGGGGUGUGCGCCGACGUGCUGGACGGGCUCAUCCACGCGUCCACGCCGCCCAAGGAGCCCUGCUGCCCGCUCAUCGCCGGCCUUGCCGACCUGGACGCCGCCGUCUGCGUCUGCCUCGCCAUCAACGCCAACCUUCUCGGCCUCAACCUCGACGUCCCCGUCGACCUCUCCCUCCUCCUCAACUACUGCGGCUGCAAGCUCCCUGCUGGCUUCAAGUGUGCCUAAUUACAAUUAAUUACUCUCUCUAUACAAUUAGAGAAGCUCUUAUUACGUACUACUCGUACCAGUACCGUACCACUCCAUUACCAUUAGUUAGCUAAUAAACUAGACUAGCCCCAUGUGGGGGGCAUGUGCGUGUGAAGUGCAUGUCAUGAGCAUAUGCAUACAUAGUGCUCCCUAGCUAGCUAGCUUAAUUACCAGGCCAGGGUUUGUGCACUACUAAAAAAAACCCUCAUACAGACCGGCUCAUAGGUGCCGGUUCAUUUAAAACUGGCACCUAUAGAGCUUUUCCCACCUCCCUACGGUGGAAAAAUA
Molecule: messenger RNA, 994 nt
Organism: Oryza sativa Japonica Group (Japanese rice)
Lineage: Eukaryota; Viridiplantae; Streptophyta; Magnoliopsida; Poales; Poaceae
Product: lipid transfer protein EARLI 1
Source: RefSeq, a predicted model, not a curated record